Molecule: messenger RNA, 1291 nt
Organism: Suillus subalutaceus
Lineage: Eukaryota; Fungi; Basidiomycota; Agaricomycetes; Boletales; Suillaceae
Exons: 4
Coding region: 164-943 (259 amino acids)
Source: RefSeq, a predicted model, not a curated record
CGUAUGCGGAAUAUAUACGGCUGCUCAUCGUGAUUGUGGACCGUGCCACUGGAGUCCCGGUCUGUGGACACCAGAUGAAAGACAUUUAUAUUGCUCUUCUUGAGGCCCCGAGCUCCCGCACUUUCUCAAUCGUCCCACCACCCCCUCCUCUCGACCUGAACCCAUGGCACCCACUUCUUCCUCCAAAAAGUUGAAAUUUGACAAAAAACAAUAUUUUACCACCGACGUCUCACGCCGCGGAUGGACUUGCAACAUUUGCAUCCCAAGGCGCAAUAACCAAUUCCAUUUUACAACUAUGCGAGCCGCAGUUCGACACGAAAAUACGUCUCCCGAGCACGCGCAGCACAUCUCCGAAAUAGAGUGGUGGCAGCCACGGGACGAUGACGCUUGGGGAGCGCCUGAGCAGCCUCCGCUAACUUCCGAUGGCCUGCGCACAUGGGAUAUGCAGACGCACGUGGAUCAUGUAUUUGAUCUAGUGCCGUUCUGGAUCCGCGGGGUGGAUGCUGCGGAGAGGGGUGAGGUGCUGAGGAUGGAAGAAUUCUUGGAGAUGAUGGAGGAGGACGGCGGAUGGCGGACCUCUGAUGAGGUUUGGGGGAUGUUGGGAGCUUGGAGGAAGCCGAAUCAUGAAGAGGGAAGUGAUGGAUGGGGGCGUAAAGAUGAUGUGUCUGUUCACAAGUUUGCUGGUACAGAAUUGACAUCGGAGGACCAGGAUAAAGGCUGGGGCGUUAUGGAGAAGUGGGCGGUCCCUCCUACCAAUGGCCCUUCAUCCCACCAGAGACAAGGUCUCAGCGGUGCGCAUCCUUUUGUAGACGACAUCGCUCUCCAGGAAGCAGCAGAUGAAGAUAGGCGCCGACGGAUGCACCACUUUUUUGAAAUGCCGACGGAACAGAAGGUGCUGAAGAUUCAGGAGAUAAUCCGUUACCUUCACGCCCACCCUGCCUAGCAGUCACUCGAUGCCUUAAUGCACCGCUUCUCGUUGUUGUGACCAUGCCCUCAUCGUUCGCCGGCUCGUAGAUGUUUCUUGCAUGCAGUCACGGUCUGCUCUCGCUUCAUUUCAAUAAUCUAACUUCAUGUGCAUCUGAUAUACCACAAGUAAUUUGUAUUUGUAUAUUCAACAGGGAUUAACAAUUUAUCGAAGUGGUUCCGAAACCUCCACAACGAGAGGGGGUCAAUGCUCGCCUGCUAGUGAUCACUCCAGCCUUCAACCUUGUAUACGGGAGACCAGGUUCCAAGCUCAAGCUGCGUACGGUGCAGCUUAUAAUAAAGCUGUGUUGUGUUGCGUCAGACAAGU